Molecule: messenger RNA, 1163 nt
Organism: Eubalaena glacialis (North Atlantic right whale)
Lineage: Eukaryota; Metazoa; Chordata; Mammalia; Artiodactyla; Balaenidae
Gene: C6H21orf91
Product: chromosome 6 C21orf91 homolog
Exons: 5
Coding region: 92-985 (297 amino acids)
Source: RefSeq, a predicted model, not a curated record
GCGGCCGCCUGCGCUGCGGCCGGAAACAAUAGUGGAGGACCCUGGGCCGCGCGGAUCGGCUGCGGCGGCGCACGAAGCCGGACGGGGCACUAUGAACGAAGAGGAGCAGUUUGUAAGCAUUGAUUUGAAUGAUGACAACAUCUGCAGUGUUUGUAAACUGGGAACAGACAAAGAAACACUCUCCUUCUGCCACGUUUGUUUUGAGCUAAAUAUUGAUGGAAUACCAAAAUCUAAUCUCUUGCACACCAAAUCAUUAAGGGGCCAUAAAGACUGCUUUGAAAAAUACCAUUUGAUUGCAAACCAGGAUUGUCCUCGAUCUAAGCUUUCAAAAAGUACUUACGAAGAAGUUAAAACCAUUUUGAGUAAGAAGAUAAACUGGAUUGUACAAUAUGCACAAAAUAAGGAUCUGGAUUCAGAUUCCGAAUGUUCUAAAAAUCCUCAGCAUCACCUGUUUAAUUUCAGGCAUAAGCCAGAUAAAAAGUUACUCCCACAGUUUGACUCCCAAGUACCAAAGUAUUCUGCAAAGUGGAUAGAUGGAAAUGCAGGUGGCCUCUCAAACUGUACACAAAGAAUAUUGGAACAGAGGGAAAAUACGGACUUUGGGCUUGCUGUGUUACAAGAUUCAGGUGCCACUUUAUGCCACAAUAGUGAAUUGUGGCCUCAUAGUCACAACCAGGAACAGAAGAAAGAAGAGACAGUCUCUAAUCCAGAGGCUAAUGUCCAUACCCAGCAUCCACAUUACAGCAGAGAAGAAUUGAAUUCGAUGACUCUUGGUGAGGUAAAGCAACUGAAUGCAGAGCUCCGACAACAAAUACAGGAAGUUUUUGAAGAGUUAGCCCACCAAGUGCAAGAAAAAGAUUCUUUGGCCUCAGAGCUCCAUGUCCGCCACAUUGCCAUCGAACAGCUUCUCAAGAACUAUUCCAAGUUACCGUGUCUGCAAAUGGGACGAACAGGAAUGAAGUCACACCUACCCAUAAACAACUGAACUCUAAACUUACACAUCCUUCUUAUGGCCUGCCAUUUUUUUGGCCUGCCGGGCAUGCACACUUUGAAGAAGUUGAAGGAAGUUAUGGUCAAUUAUUUUAUGGUCAUUAAGUUUGCAAAACUUAAGGCAGUGUUUAACAUCUUUGUCAAAUAAAGCAGAUCAUUACACUUUAGUCUUC